UCGCACAUGCAAGGAGAGAAUGAAAUGUGCACUCCUACAUAUAAGCUAUUGUCUACCAAACGCCCAUUGAACAAUGAAAAUGAAAAAUCCAUUUCCUUUGUUACCAUUAAUCCUUCUCCUCUUGGUGGUGGGAUGGAGUGAGGCAGGAAAGGCGAAAGUCCACAUAACGGAUGAUCUUGACGACGUCGUUGACGAUGAAGAAGAUGAGGCUUGGAAGGAAUGGGGCAAGAAAAAGCCAUCCGUUCCUGACGAAUUCGAUCCACCAAAAAUUGAUCAUGACAAGAUGAGCUUGUCUGAGAUCCAGCACGAGAUCAUGAGCCGCCAGUAUGGCCCUGUUUACGGCUUUGUCAAACUCCGAUUAGGAACUCGCCGGACUCGGGAAACGGUGACUGAAAUUACUAAGAAGUGGACAAAAGUUCUAAAAACUGGAGGUAUUGAAGUGAAUUUCAUGGGUGUUGAUCUAGUCACCGUCAUGUUCACCCUGCAAAGAGGCCUAGACAACUUGGAGUUGAAAGAGUUUUUACUGAAUCAACCAGAAGCUUAUGAAGUUAAGAUAGGGGAUCAAGUUUUUCGAAGACCUGGAGAUCCUCCUUUAGACCAAGUUAUUAAGGAGAACCUUGAAAAUGAAGAAAACAAAGAAGUUGAUGAUGCCACUGCACCAAAACAAGAACUCUAGUUGACAAUAAUUUUCUAUAUUAGAUUAGGGAUCAAACCUUACGUACACCUAGAUCUAGACUAAGAAUUGAUUUCCAACUUUGCUAUCUCCAUCACCCACAUCUAAGAAUUGAUUUUCUCUUCAAUUUACAUCCUGCUUAUAUUUUUCAUUUCUCCAUGAA
Messenger RNA from Pistacia vera, 836 nucleotides. RefSeq lists its product as uncharacterized. The transcript has 3 exons. The record is from RefSeq and is a predicted model, not a curated record. Gene Ontology annotation, biological process: protein folding. Bases 74 to 676 code for a protein of 200 amino acids. Lineage: Eukaryota; Viridiplantae; Streptophyta; Magnoliopsida; Sapindales; Anacardiaceae.